Molecule: messenger RNA, 3415 nt
Organism: Phyllopteryx taeniolatus (common seadragon)
Lineage: Eukaryota; Metazoa; Chordata; Actinopteri; Syngnathiformes; Syngnathidae
Product: hemicentin-2-like
Exons: 17
Coding region: 125-2641 (838 amino acids)
Biological process (GO): cell surface receptor signaling pathway
Molecular function (GO): transmembrane signaling receptor activity
Source: RefSeq, a predicted model, not a curated record
GAAAAAAAAAAAAAAAGCAGAUGUGGCCGAUGGAGGAAAGCUGCUGCUCACACGCCCGUUCAGUGGGUUUCCUUUCUUGAGCUCGGCCGCACAGCGACUACGGCACUUGAGCGCUCGAUGGGAAAUGGCGCUCGUCGAGGUCUUCGGGGUCAUGUAUUUCACUGCGGUUUGUGCGGCUCUGGAUUAUGCGGAUUAUGAGGACGUCACCGCCAUGUUCAUGGACGGAACCAGAGGACCGUCGCCUGACAACUAUUCCAUCAGCGCCACCGCCACGCUCAGCGACACGUUCCCCACCAGCGAAGCGGCGACUGAGCCCCAGACCGUCUAUGAGCCUCCGGUCCCAUCACUGCACCUGCUGUCCCCCUGGGGGGACGUGUUCCCCUUUGAGAAAGCAGCGUUUGAGUGUCGUGUCAAUGACAGCGCUGACUGGACGUUCGGUUGGUACAGAAAUGGGCAGCGAGUGCAAGAGGAAGACCAAAACGUGUCUUUUAAUUCGUCGCGCCGAGCGGCACUCACGCUCACUGCAGCAUCUCAGGCGUACGCCGGACUUUACUUUUGUAAAGCUCAUCACAAACUAAAGGGCGAGUCCACCAAUAGUAACCCACUUGAACUGAAAGUGUAUGCAAACAGGCCCACGCCAGCGUUGGUUCCGCAUCCAAAUUUGGAGCGAAUGUUCCCCGGAGAAUCGGUCACCUUCCUGUGCGCUGUCAACAUGUCCUCUGGAUGGGACUAUCUGUGGUACCACAAUGACAAGGAAGUCCAAGGAUGUCACAAUAACAAUUGUAAAAUAGUUUCUUUAGCGCUCUCUGACAGUGGACAAUACCACUGUAAAGCCAAGAGGGGGGAAAGUCCUUUCUACACAGAGCAGAGUAAAACAUUAAGCCUGCAGGUGUCUGAACCACCCACACCGACUCUCAAGUUGAGGACUUCCUGGUCAGACGUCUUCCAAAUGGAAAGCGCGGAGCUGACUUGUGACGCGGGCGGCCCCGAGUGGACAUUCACUUGGCACAGAGACGCGACGGCGCUCCGGGAGGACCCGGCGCUGGUCCUGAGCUCGGGGGGAGCUCUUCUGAACAUCACCUCGGCUUCUCAAGCCCACCGGGGAGGAUAUACCUGCAAAGCGCACCUCGAGUCCAGGAGAGUCACCUCUGCUUUCAGCAACACAGAAAACAUCACAGUUUAUGAAAAUAUCCCGAAACCGUCCCUGAGCAAGGAUCCUGUUUUGAACUCAAUGUACGUUGGCGAAAACACUACAUUCACCUGCAAAGUCCAUGUGGGCUCCGGAUGGCUGUACCACUGGUUCAGAGACGGAACGGAGCUGGCGGUCGCCGACCGGACCCUUGGGAUCCACCUCAGCCCUCGUGACACCGGGGCCUACUGGUGCAAGGCCACCAGAGGCCAAAGAACGUCGACGGACAUCAGCGAGCACAUCACUCAAGAUGUUCUCGGAAUACCUCUUCCAUCUUUGACGCUAAGCAGUCAGUGGGCCGACGUGUUCCCCACCGAAAGCGUGACAUUGAGCUGCGCGAUGGCCGACGAUUCCGGCUGGACGUAUACGUGGCGUCGAGACGACGCAGCAUUGCCCGGCGACGACGCGGUGUCAUUUGGGCCAGGUGGAGCCAACCUGACCAUCGGCUCGGCUUCGGUCUCUCACCGAGGACGAUACAGCUGCUCGGGGAAGCUCCGGGGCAGGUCUGUUAGCAGCAAAUUCACAUCUGGAAUGACCCUCAGUGUUUACGACAACAAACCCAACGUCAAAUUGGAGCACGACCCAGAACACAUGGUCAUGCACACAGGAGAUUCCGUCUCCUACAGCUGUCAUGUCAACACCUCCUCUGGGUGGGAGUAUGUGUGGUACAAAGAUGACACUCAGCUCAGUGUAUCGGGAAAGAAUUACACCAUAAAUUCUGUGAGGAAAUCAAACAGUGGAUCAUACAAAUGUCAAGCAAUCAGAGGGGAAACUACUGGUAUCUUCAAGACGGAACAAAGUCAGGCUUUAAGGCUCCGAGUUGAAGAACGGCCAUCAGCAAAUAUAAUCGUGUUAACUGGUUGGUCCGAGGUCUUUGCCACUGACAGUCUCAUGCUUAAGUGUGAGGUGAAAGGCAGUGAGGACAUGUGGAACUACACAUGGUUCACCAAAGGGGAACGGCUCAUGAACUCGUCAUCCGACAAAUACACGGUUACGCCUCAAAAUGACCCUGAGCAGAGCCAAUACAUUUGCCAGGGUAUUCGCAGCGGGCGGCCUUCGUACUCCAAAGCCAGUGAUCCACUCGCAACUAGGAACCUGUUACUGAAGAGGCGGGUGCUCCUUUCCAUCUCUGGCUGUAUCUUCUUCGGCAUCGUUGCCGUUUUCUUCGGCUGCCUUGUUCUCAGAGUCACCAGAAAACCAGCGGACGAUGUUGAAGGGCCAGAGGAGGGCGAGCUCUUCCUCACCAUGGCUCAGCUCAAGGACCGCGAUGAUGCUCCUUGUCCACUGGUUGAUUACAUCACAGAUGUGGAAUUAAAUCCUCCAGCAAAAGAACAAGCGGACAUUAUUCGCACUGAAGCAACAGUAACGUCACAAGAUGACCAAGCUGUGACGACGAAGAGCAGUGAAAGACUUCCAGAGGUGGAAGGCGCUCUGGUUUCCUUUCAGCGCUGAGCCGCCAAAUAUGUUUGUGUUAAAGUAUUUGAAACCUUCAUGGAUCCGCCAUGGAAAAAGUUUGUGAACAUAAGAACAUGUCGUUGCUGUCGGGCGGAAUCCUCACAUCUACCAAAUCACUGCUUUUCACGACUGUGGUUACAUUAUCUUUCCAAACUCUUUUUCAAAGCUCUUGGAGCCAUGAGUGAUGCAAUAAAUUUAAAAAAAUAGCUGACUAACUCAUGUAUUAGGCGGAUAUAAAUCUGCAAACAAAUUUACCUUUGUGGCUGACCAGUUCCUUCUGCCCCAAAGCAUUACAGUGAUCAAUUUUAAUGACUUCGGGAUGGACCAAUAGUAUUGAUUUGUGAAAAAAUAUUAAAUUUACCAUCAUUGGUCAUACGAGGUUUCCGACCAACAGCGAUGAUAUGAGCGUGGGCAUCAGUGAAAAGAGAAACUAUUUAACUGGUGGUGCAAAUGAAAAGUCAAAUGUCCACUGAUAAAGACGGUAAAUUAUAUUAUUUGCUUUGAAUUGUAUUUUUGUUAAUGAACUCAUUUAGGUACUGUUAAAAUAUUGUGGAACAUUACUUUCAUACCGUACUGUAUAAUGUAAGCCGAGUGCUGUAUACACAGUUAUUGCAACAAACACCAGAUUAGACAGUUAUGAUAAAGUCAAAGGACAGGAACUGUGCCUUUAAUGUGAAUGUGACACCAGUUUGUUCUCUGUCUGUCUAAUGUGACUUGUUGAAUAAAAUGUGAUGAAUAAAGCUACAAUAAAAUAAAAAUAAAAAAGAAAUA